AUGGCUUCAAUAGGAGCAUCUGCACUGCUGGCAACGGAUGUCCCCAUGAACCCCGGUGCCUCCUUGUCUACUUUCAUGGCAGCGUCCUUUCCUCCACCCAUUCCUGGCGCCCAGCACUGGCCCCCCUGGGAGCAGCACCUGCCACCUCUCAUCGCCCCCGCAUUCCCUCCCGGCAGCGGCCUGCUGCUGCCGGCGUUCCCCAGGACGCCUUUGGUGGCUACUGGUGGCCGUGGCCCCAGUGCCCCUGGGGCUUGCAACUUCACUGUCCGAGUCAGGUCACAAGGGAGGCCAGUGCAGGCCCCCCAGACUCCGACCUUUAUCGUUCCUCAGGGCCCCCUCAACUGGAGCGCUCCAGGGGCCCUCAGCGGGAGUGCUGCAUGUCCUGCACCCAUAUUCUUAGCCACCCCUGCGAUGGAGACCAUUGUGACUGCUCCAGCUGUUGGGGUUACUCAGGCUGGCAGGGGAGGCUGGACCCCAGGCUUUCCUCCUCAAGCUCCACCACCAGCUGCCCAGAUGGCCCCUAACAUUCGCCCGGUGAACUCUGGGCCAUGGCCACACGGCACUUCCAGGGAGGGCAGCCUGGACACCAAGCAGCCCUACGCCUCGCAGGAGGACUGCUCUGACCACCAGAGCGUGGGCAGUCACUUCCGACGGUGGCAGCGCCUCAAGCCACUGGCCCGGAGACACCUUCCCCAGAGUCCUGAUGCGGAAGCUCUUUCCUGCUUUCUCAUGUGA
Molecule: messenger RNA, 735 nt
Organism: Mesoplodon densirostris (Blainville's beaked whale)
Lineage: Eukaryota; Metazoa; Chordata; Mammalia; Artiodactyla; Ziphiidae
Product: NUT family member 2G-like
Exons: 2
Coding region: 1-735 (244 amino acids)
Source: RefSeq, a predicted model, not a curated record